UUGAUUUUCAAGGCGAGUCCAACGUCUCUCUUUGUAAACUCCGCUACUGCCCAUUACAUUACAAGCACCAAAUUCACAUGCGCAAUAUCCUUCACCGCCACUACUACAACCCUCUUAUCGUACGCACACUUCCUUCUUCAACCAUGGUAUCUUCUUCUCUCGCUCUCCCUUCCGUCUCUCUUAAAACCCUCUCUUUCACGUCUUCCGAUGCUUUUAAUAAAGGAAAUCGAGGAUUUGGUCUUAAAAAUGGGAAACGAUCUAGGAUUCUUAUGAGCUUGUCAGUUGGAUCUCAAAAUCAAACUGUUGUUGUUGAUAAUAUUUUGUUUAUCGAUUAUAAGCCUACGUCUGCCUUUUUGUUUCCCGGUCAGGGUGCCCAAGCUGUUGGGAUGGGAAAGGAGGCUCAAAGCGUGUCAGCUGCUGCUCAGUUGUACGAAAAAGCAAAUGAUAUAUUGGGGUAUGAUCUUGUAGAACUCUGCACCAGUGGUCCGAAAGAGAAGCUCGAUUCCACUGUUAUAAGUCAGCCUGCUAUUUAUGUCACAAGUCUAGCUGCAGUUGAAGUGCUCCGAGCUCGUGAUGGAGGCCAGCAGAUAAUUGACUCUGUUGAUGUCACAUGUGGUCUCAGCUUGGGAGAAUAUACUGCUUUAGCAUUUGCUGGAGCCUUCAGCUUCGAAGAUGGACUCAAGCUGGUCAAACUAAGGGGUGAAGCCAUGCAGGAAGCUGCCGAUGCUGCUAAAAGUGCCAUGGUCAGCGUCAUCGGACUGGACGCUGACAAAGUUCAACACUUGUGUGAUGCAGCCAAUCAAGACGUUGAUGAGGAUAAUAAAGUUCAGAUUGCGAAUUACCUGUGUCCUGGUAAUUAUGCUGUAUCUGGAGGUUUUAUGGGAGUGGAAGCAGUAGAGGCUAAAGCAAAGUCAUUCAAAGCUCGAAUGACAGUGCGUUUAGCAGUUGCUGGUGCUUUCCAUACAAGUUUCAUGGAACCAGCUGUCUCAAGAUUGGAAGCUGCUUUGGCAGCCACUGAAAUUAGACAACCAAGAAUACCGGUUAUAUCCAAUGUUGAUGCACAACCACAUGCAGAUCCUGCCACAAUUAAGAAGAUCUUGGCACGCCAAGUGACUUCUCCUGUUCAAUGGGAAACAACAGUGAAGACUCUCCUGGCCAAAGGGCUGAAGAAGAGUUACGAAUUAGGACCUGGAAAGGUUAUUGCUGGCAUUGUCAAGAGAAUGGACAAGAAAGCAGAAACAGAGAAUAUAGGCGCCUGAGGCACUGAGAAGGCAGCCAGAGGUGUGCCUCUAGAGGUUCCUGAUCAACACAUCAUCACAACUGGAGCACUACGCGCACAGGGACUCCCUGUAAAUGGCAGUUAGAAAUUUCUUGCACCAUGAUUUGCGACUUCAGUUUUGCUUUGAGAUUAAUUUGCAUCAAUUUAUAGAUUCAGAUCAUCUAGCGCGUCAAAUAAUUAAAUGUUGCAAAUUGUCUGUUGGGAGAUAUAUUUAAAUA
Molecule: messenger RNA, 1497 nt
Organism: Populus nigra (black poplar)
Lineage: Eukaryota; Viridiplantae; Streptophyta; Magnoliopsida; Malpighiales; Salicaceae
Exons: 10
Coding region: 78-1259 (393 amino acids)
Molecular function (GO): [acyl-carrier-protein] S-malonyltransferase activity
Source: RefSeq, a predicted model, not a curated record